UGGGCGGAGCUGCGAGGUGCUCUCCUGGCCACGUGACCGGAGCCAACAUGGCGGCGCCCAUCGGCGUCCACCUGUUCGUCCGUGGAGGUUGUCAGAGAAUUUUGUCUUCUCCACUCAAUCAUCUCUGCUUAUACAAGCGGACAGGCAGUCAACAAAGAAGAAAUUUCUUUUUCUGGAGACAAAGGGAUCUCUCCCACAAUAUAGUCUCGCCGGCUGCAGUUUCUCCCGCACAUCCUGUUCCCAAGCACAUAAAGAAGCCAGACUAUGUGACGACAGGCCUUGUGCCGGACUGGGGAGACAGCAUAGAAGUUAAGACUGAAGAUCAGAUCCGAGGGCUCCGUGAGGCUUGUCAGCUGGCCCGACACAUCCUCCUCCUGGCUGGGAAGAGCUUGAAGGUUGACAUGACAACAGAAGAGAUUGACGCUCUAGUUCAUCGGGAAAUCAUCAGUCACGAUGCCUAUCCCUCACCUCUGGGCUAUGGCCGCUUUCCAAAAUCUGUUUGCACCUCUGUAAACAACGUGCUCUGCCAUGGCAUUCCUGACAGCCGACCUCUUCAGGAUGGGGAUAUUAUCAACAUUGAUGUCACGGUCUAUUACAAUGGCUACCAUGGAGACACCUCUGAGACCUUUCUGGUGGGCAAUGUGGAUGAACGUGGUAAAAAGUUAGUAGAGGUGGCCAGGAGGUGUAGAGAUGAAGCAAUUGCAGCUUGCAGAACUGGGGCCCCCUUCUCUGUAAUUGGAAACACAAUCAGCCGCAUAACUCAUCAGCAUGGGCUGCAAGUCUGCCCGCAUUUUGUGGGACAUGGGAUAGGAUCGUACUUUCACGGACAUCCAGAAAUUUGGCAUCAUGCAAAUGACAAUGACCUGCCCAUGGCGGAGGGCAUGGCUUUCACCAUAGAGCCAAUCAUCACUGAGGGGUCCCCAGAAUUUAAAGUCCUGGAGGAUGAGUGGACUGUGGUCUCACUAGACAACCUAAGGUCCGCGCAGUUCGAACACACAGUCCUCAUCACAGCAAGAGGUGUGGAGAUCCUGACCAAACUGCCCCAAGAAGCCUAAGACUCUUCCAGCUAGGCCACCGAGGCCCCGUGCCUGUCUUCUUAAGGAUGCCUUUAAGAACUGAGGAGCCAGCCACAAGCCACAUAGGAGUCUGCAGUGUCUCAGAGGAAAAUACAGUGUGGACAGGACUUUGGGGACUCAGGGCAGCGGCCUACAAGGACCUCUGGAGAACCACCUUCCUGGGCAAGUGGUUUGCCUGUUCCUGAUUCUAAUUCUGGUUUCACUUGGUUUCACUGAAAUCCAUUCCAGAUUCUAACCAAGUUAAAAAACAAAACAACAACAACAACAAACCUCUUAACUCCAUUGUGUUCACUCUCCACAUGGGACAGUUACAAAGGUGUGGGGUAGGUGGUUAGUUUUGGAAUCUCCAAACUUUUAACAUGCACACAGGAAAAAAAAAAAAAA
Microtus ochrogaster (prairie vole) is the source of this 1460-nucleotide messenger RNA. RefSeq names its product methionyl aminopeptidase type 1D, mitochondrial (gene Metap1d). The record is from RefSeq and is a predicted model, not a curated record. Gene Ontology annotation, biological process: proteolysis. Gene Ontology annotation, molecular function: metalloaminopeptidase activity. NCBI's taxonomy places the organism in Eukaryota, Metazoa, Chordata, Mammalia, Rodentia, Cricetidae.